Leptosia nina is the source of this 471-nucleotide messenger RNA. The record is from the annotation of a GenBank genome assembly. NCBI's taxonomy places the organism in Eukaryota, Metazoa, Arthropoda, Insecta, Lepidoptera, Pieridae.
AUGGUCAUCGAAAAUUGUGUAAGACCGCAACGUUCCACCGAGACAACGACAGCUAUCCUCCUCCUGGCGGCCUUCGCUUCAGGUAGACCGUCAGAUGGCUGGGAGCCCGAAGGACACUCGCAUUCCGAGCACACGAAGCCCUACCAUGUCACAGUGGUCAAGAAGAUAGGCGUGCCAAUACCACAUCCCGUGGCUGUCUCCGUCCCUCAAUACGUCAAAAUUCCGAUACCGCAGCCCUAUCCCGUUCACGUCACAGUAGAACAGCCGAUUCACGUUCCUGUAUAUAAGGUCGUACCCCAAAUUAUAGAAAAGCCAGUACCUUACACGGUGGAGAAACCGGUUCCAUACGAAGUAGAGAAACCUUAUCCAGUUGAAGUUGAGAAGAAGGUGGAAGUACCAAUCCCAAAACCAUACCCAGUGCACGUACCUGUCUACAAACACAUCUACCACCACAAGGGAGGCAAGCACUAA